Molecule: messenger RNA, 1559 nt
Organism: Saccostrea cuccullata (small rock oyster)
Lineage: Eukaryota; Metazoa; Mollusca; Bivalvia; Ostreida; Ostreidae
Product: group XIIA secretory phospholipase A2-like
Exons: 4
Coding region: 72-827 (251 amino acids)
Biological process (GO): lipid catabolic process; arachidonate secretion; phospholipid metabolic process
Cellular component (GO): extracellular region
Molecular function (GO): calcium ion binding; A2-type glycerophospholipase activity
Source: RefSeq, a predicted model, not a curated record
AAACGCGGAUGGUAAACAAACCCGUAACAACAUGCUCCAUUGCAGACGACUAAGAGAAAGUGAAAGAAGCCAUGGCCGUGAAAAAAUGCAUCGUCUUUAUGUCUUUGUUGUCACAGGUGCUUGUCCAAAUUCAGGGAAAUUCCCGUGACCUUUUGGACGAAAUGUUACAGGAUGGGGAAGCCGGAAACAUGGAGGGAAUGUUUGACAAAGUCGGAGACAUGUUGGGGGAACUUGUAGAUUCAUUAGACACCAUCAACAGUCCAUGCAGAUUUAAGUGUCCAAACGGAGUGAUACCUAAAGAACGAAAAAAUCACAUUCGAUCAAGUAAUGGAUGCGGAACAUUUGGGAUUGAGAUUGACACCUCCUCUGUGCCUUUAAUGACCUCGUGUUGUGAUGAACACGAUUUCUGCUAUGACAAGUGUAACAACGACAAAGAAAAAUGUGACAACGAUUUCAAAACAUGUCUACUAAAGAUGUGUAACAAGAUGAAGAAAGGGCUCCAAAGCGACGAAUACGAGGGAUGUAAGGCCACUGCAGAGUUGAUGUUCACAGGAACAAACAUGUUGGGCUGUAAUUCUUACAAAGAGGCUCAGGCAAAAGCUUGUGACUGUGGUUCUAUAGACCAAGAUACAGUAAAUGAUGACAAAGUGAAAGUGAACUCAGGAAAAUCGACCUUGACCCACGAACGAAAAAUCGUGAAUGCUGAACCCAUACCGGGAACAGAAAAUGCUAGUGCUAGAAAAUCUAAGAAAUCUACCGAAUCAGAAACAUUAUUAAAGGCCACUAAACUAAAACAAGAGGGGGAUCAUCGACACGAUGACUUAUGAAAGCAAUUUGAUUUAUUAUUUCAUAUUGUCAUUCCAUACUUUUAUUUUUCUGUUCUUUGCAUGAAAGUGUUCUGCCGAGACAAUACUGUUCUGCGGAGACAAUACUCUUUCUGAAAUCAUAUUCUCUCAGUUAAUCUAGUAAAUCAAGUCCACUAUAGGAAAACUAGAUGUACUUGUAACGUUUGAUGGGUAAAAUACCUUUUUCUAGGAAGUGCCUUUACAUGUUAGUAAUUGUUUGUGAUAAAAUACUCUUAAGUUAAAAGCAUGUUCUAAUACAUCGUUAACAUUGAACCAUUCUUCUUUAAGACAUUGUGCAAGCCAUUGUUUUCCGUGUAUUUCUGCACUAACAGUUCAGAGUAGAUAUUACUCUGCCUUGAAAUGACGAAUAUGAUAGACAGUAUUGAACAAAGUCCGCAUAAUUGCAUAGAACACAAUACGCAUGAUUACUUAUAGCAGUAUUACGCAUUUAUUGAUUGUUCUACUCAUUUACUUUGUAUUAAUUAUCAUGAUUAUUCAUUUAUUUUUUACACCCUUUUCAACGCAAACUUAUAUGUACCCUCCUACAUGCACGUACAAGUGUAAAUAAACAGAAACAGCACUUCGUCUGUUCUCUCGAUGGUCCGUCCAGUUGUUCACUCUUGUGAUCUUCCAGAAUGCCAUGGAUUGUUACUUUAUUAUUGAUUGUAAUUGAUUAUUUCACAUUUAAUAAAAUAAAGUAUAUGAAUAUAGAAA